AUGCCGGCUGCCGGCGAAAUCGAGACGCAGAAGUCCAGUUCGCCGACCAGAAGCAGUGCGAAGAAAUGCGAAUGUGAAGGAGCGACAGACGAGGCAGAUUCGCUCCAGUCACUCGCGACACAGGGAGCUCGCAUCUCCUCGACUGUCUGUCCAGCUUGGAGAAAGCGCAGAAGAGACGCGACGUCAAUCCAGAGAGAAAGAGAGCGCAGGAGAGAGGGAGACGCAGCGGAGAAGAAGAAGAGGAGAGAGUCGAAGAACAGAGAGGAAGAGACACUUGCAGGUCGGGGAGGAACAGAGAGAGAGACAGAAGAACGGAGAGAGACAGAAGAACGGAGAGAGACAGAAGAACGGAGAGAGACAGAAGAACGGAGAGAGACAGAAGAACGGAGAGAGACAGAAGAACGGAGAGAGACAGAAGAACGGAGAGAGACAGAAGAACGGAGAGAGACAGAAGAACGGAGAGAGACAGAAGAACGGAGACAAGGAAGAGGGAGAGAGUAG
This is a messenger RNA of Toxoplasma gondii ME49, 501 nucleotides long. RefSeq lists its product as hypothetical. NCBI's taxonomy places the organism in Eukaryota, Apicomplexa, Conoidasida, Eucoccidiorida, Sarcocystidae. The transcript has a single exon. The record is from RefSeq and is a predicted model, not a curated record. The coding region runs from base 1 to 501 and encodes 166 amino acids.